Carassius carassius (crucian carp) is the source of this 2109-nucleotide messenger RNA. RefSeq names its product pannexin 3 (gene panx3). The coding region runs from base 391 to 1725 and encodes 444 amino acids. The transcript has 6 exons. The record is from RefSeq and is a predicted model, not a curated record. Gene Ontology annotation, biological process: positive regulation of interleukin-1 production; monoatomic cation transport. Gene Ontology annotation, molecular function: channel activity. Lineage: Eukaryota; Metazoa; Chordata; Actinopteri; Cypriniformes; Cyprinidae.
UGCUGUCUGGAGUCAAGGCUGUUCUGGGCUGGAGAGUAUAAAUAACCUGGAAAAUGACAGAGGCAAGAAAAGCCACAUAGCUGGGUACAUUUGAAGUGGACUGAUGCCACAGGGCUGAUGAGCACGUUUAUGGAAUUCAGUAGAUCUGCAGUCCAAUCUCCACCCUCUCUCCCUCUCUCUGCUUUUGCCCCAGCAAGCUCAAAAGUCCUCUCUAACCCUUUUAAUUACCAUGUAACCCUUCCCAGUACAGCCUCUCAUUUUGCUCAGACCUCCUCCAUUACUUAAGACCCAUGCCAGCAUCCCUCUCCUCUCCGGCCUCAGGAUCAGUUUACUGCUGGAUUGAUCCACUUUACAGACUUCUACUGAACUGGGAAUUCACAAGUUGCCAGCAUGUCUAUCGCCAGCAAGGCCGCCCAGGCGAUGCUCUCUGAUGCCCUGCUGAGUGAUAGUAAUGGGGACAAUCGCAUUCGACACCUGGAGCUGGAUUUGCCAUUGGAUAAAGUCAUCAAGUUUGUUUCUGUGGGCCUGCCACUCCUUCUGGUGUCCAUGGCCUUUGCCAGAGAGAUUUCUAUUGGCCCACAGAUUAGCUGCUUUCCUCCCAACAACUUCACAAUAAAGCAGGCAGCAUAUGUGGAUACGUACUGCUGGGACUCUCUCAUACACCAUGAGUUUGACACAGAUGGGAACUUAGAAGAGCGUUCACUGUGGGUACAUAAAAUGUUUCCAUAUUCCUUAUUGGUCAUGGUGAUGAUGAUGUACCUGCCGGCUCUGAUCUGGCAGAAUCUGGCUGUGCCAAGCCUGACCUCUGACCUGUUUUUCAUCAUCGACGAGCUGGACAAGUCUUACAACCGCUCGGUCCACCUGGCUCAGAGCAUCCUGGACCUAAAACAGCAAUCAGAAAACCCACUGCAGUUUCAGGCUGAGCUUGAGAGAGCCAAACGCAAGCGUUACUUUGAGUACCCCCUGUUGGAGAGAUACAUGCAGUGCAAGCAUGGCUCAUACUUCUUGGUCAGCAUGCUCUUCCUGCGAGGCUUCCUGCUCCUGACCUUCAUGUCCGCCUCGUGUCUCUACCUGAUCUACUUCCACCUCUCUGCCUUUCUACAAGACGAAUUCAGCUGCUUUGUGCGCACCGGCCUCCUCCGUGAUCAGCCCUGGGUGCCUGAGCUAGUUCAGUGUAAAAUGACCGGCCUACUUGUGUUUCAGGUCAUUAGCGUAGCUAACGGUGCUGUCUAUGUGCUGCUAGCUCCUAUUGUUCUCUUUAGCCUGCUGCGUUUGUUCUGUUGGGACACAACAUUCCUCUCCCUUUACGAGGUGCUACCCGGAUUGGGGCUCAUGAGCGGUCAGAAACUGGGCUGCCCUCUUAACGAUCUCAAUGUGCUGCUCCUCUUCCUGCGCGCCAACGUAGCACAGCUGCGAUCAUACAGCCGCCUGAGGGCCGUCUGCUCUCUUGCACCUCCUCGACUGAGGGGUGCGAAGGGCGUGCUGAUGGGGGAACAGGCCGAAGAGGCGGCAGAGGCUGCCAAGGAGCUCGAGGAGGAGAUUAGAGAGGCCAGAGAGGAGGGCAAACUCAAUCUAGUAGACAUCAUGACUGUGCUGGGAGCAGCCAGAGGAAACGCAGUGAACUGUCCAGAGCAGCGCCCUCUUGUGGAACAAGACAUGACUCUUGAGCCUAACCACCAGGGGUACCAUGAGUUGAAGGAGACUACAACAUGUUGUUUUGCCUAAAGCACCAGGCAAUGGACUGAAGCAGCACUGUCAGACUCUAGAGGGCCCCAUAGAACAGCUAAACCUCUGAGAUGAAAUAAAGAUAAACAUCCAAUAGCUAGAACUCCUCUUUUAUAGUCCAGAAUCAUAAACAUUUCUGGAUUUAAAAGAAUACUUAUGGAUAUCUUACACAAAUCACCUCAGGAAUACAAACUUAAAAUCUGUACUGACAAUUUGAAAAGCCUCCAAUAGUUAACCUUCUCAAACUUGAACAUUUUUUAUAUCAUUAUUUAUUCUUUUCAUUCUUAUUAUCUGAUUUUUGUGGAUUCCAUAAUUCUUUGAAAACUGGAUCUUUUCUUGACCUUUUAUUCCUGUUUGUAAGUAGGUGAAAUAAAAUUUGUUUAU